Oryza sativa Japonica Group (Japanese rice) is the source of this 576-nucleotide messenger RNA. RefSeq lists its product as uncharacterized. Gene Ontology annotation, biological process: DNA integration. Gene Ontology annotation, molecular function: nucleic acid binding. NCBI's taxonomy places the organism in Eukaryota, Viridiplantae, Streptophyta, Magnoliopsida, Poales, Poaceae. The record is from RefSeq and is a predicted model, not a curated record.
AUGGGCAUCAAGCUGUGCUUUGCCUCGCCUACCCACCCCAAGAGCAACGGCCAAGUCGAGCGAGCCAACGCCGAAAUCUUCAAAGGACUCAAGACCAAGACGUACAACGUCCUGAAGAAGCACGGGGAUUCAUGGCUCGAGGAACUGCCCGCCGUGCUGUGGGCGAAUCGGACCACUCGAAGUCGCGCCCCGGGGGAAACACCCUUUUUCCUGGUGCAUGGCACCGAGGCGGUCCUACCUUCGGAGCUUUCCCUGGGUUUGCCACGCGUCACGCUGUACGAUGAGGCCAACCAGGAUGAUCUUUGCCACGACGACCUCGACUAUUUAGAAGAGCGGAGAAGGUGCGCGGCCCUGCGAGCGGUGCGCUACCAGCAAAGCCUGUGGCGCUACCAUCAGCGCCACGUCCGGGCCCGAUCACUGCAAGUCGGCGAUCUCGUCUUGCGCCGCGUACAGUCGCGCUUGGGGCUGAGCAAGCUCUCAUCAAUGUGGGAAGGGCCAUACAAAGUGAUCGGCGUUCCCCAGCUGGGCUCCGUUCGGCUAACCACGGAGGACGGCACGGCGUUGCCUAACCCCUAG